ACCCACUUGACGUGGUCAAGACCCGAGUUCAACUUCAGACCGGUGCCGCCACCGCGGGACAAGACCACUACAAUGGCAUGUUCGACUGCCUGCGCAAGAUCGUGAAGAACGAAGGGUAAACAACCUCCUCCUUCCUCCUCCGUCCGAAACCCCAACACCACACCACACCACACCACACCACACCACAAACCCGAGGCCCACAAACUAACACCUCCCCCUUCAAUCGCACCAGCUUCUCCCGCCUGUACCGCGGAAUCUCCGCCCCGAUCCUGAUGGAAGCGCCCAAGCGCGCAACCAAAUUCGCCGCCAACGACAGCUGGGGCAGCUUCUACCGGAACCUGUUCGGCGCGGCGGAGCAGACGCAGUCUCUCGCCAUCCUGACGGGCGCCACUGCAGGUGCGACGGAGUCGUUCGUGGUCGUGCCCUUCGAGCUGGUCAAGAUCCGGCUGCAGGACCGCGCGUCGGCCGGCAAGUACAACGGGAUGCUGGACGUGGUGCGCAAGAUCGUCGCGGCCGAGGGCCCCCUGGCCCUGUACAACGGCCUCGAGUCCACCCUGUGGCGCCACAUCCUCUGGAACUCCGGCUACUUCGGCUGCAUCUUCCAGGUGCGCGCGCAGCUCCCCGCCGCCGAGCCCGGCAACAAGGCCCAGCAGACCCGCAACGACCUCAUCGCCGGUACCGUCGGCGGUACCGCGGGUACCAUCCUCAAUACCCCCAUGGACGUCGUCAAGAGCCGCAUCCAGAACACCGACAAGAUCCCCGGCCAGGUCCCCAAGUACAACUGGGCCUGGCCCGCCGUCGGCACCGUCAUGAAGGAGGAAGGCUUCGGCGCCCUGUACAAGGGCUUCAUCCCCAAGGUCCUGCGGCUGGGCCCCGGCGGUGGUAUCCUGUUGGUCGUGUUCACCGGCGUGAUGGAUUUCUUCCGCAAGAUGCGCGAUGAGUAGAUUCCUUUCUGGCUUUCGGUUGUUUUUACUUUUUUUUUUAUGAUCAUCAUGAUAGAAGAGGGCGGAAGAGAGAGAGAGAGAGAGAAGGGGGGGGGGGGAGAAGCAAAAGAGCAAGGAUAGAAAAGAGAUAUCCGACUUGUCUUAUCUUGUCGCAAUAGAUUCAUCCUCUAUUGUCGUCGUUGUCGUCGUUGUCGUCGUUGUCGUCGUUAUCGUUGUUAUGAAUAACCUUUCUUGUAUUUGCAUGCAGAAGACGAUCAUCCAUUUGAUGUGAUACCAAAUCAGGAAGCCAGCCAUUUGUAAAGAUGCUAUUCAACAGGACACCGUAUCCUACAUGACUCCCUUUCCAUGACCUACCCCUAGAAAAUAAAUGAAAUACUCAUAGAUGGUCACCCAA
Aspergillus brunneoviolaceus CBS 621.78 is the source of this 1338-nucleotide messenger RNA. RefSeq names its product putative mitochondrial 2-oxodicarboxylate carrier protein. NCBI's taxonomy places the organism in Eukaryota, Fungi, Ascomycota, Eurotiomycetes, Eurotiales, Aspergillaceae. The record is from RefSeq and is a predicted model, not a curated record. The transcript has 2 exons. Bases 273 to 944 code for a protein of 223 amino acids.